Messenger RNA from Heterotrigona itama, 819 nucleotides. The record is from the annotation of a GenBank genome assembly. Lineage: Eukaryota; Metazoa; Arthropoda; Insecta; Hymenoptera; Apidae.
AUGUCAUCUUACGGAAAAAAAAAUAGAAAGCGAAUACUAACAAGGCGGCCGCGACAUGUUGUUGGAAAAGAAGAGAAAUAUCGUCAGGAAAGAGAUAAAUCGGACAAAGAAGAUGAAUUAUCAGAUAAAGAAGAGAAAGAAGAUUGGCCUCUCUCUUUUCCCGUUGCUAUGUGGGAUCUCGAACAUUGCGAUCCUAAAAAGUGUUCUGGCAAAAAAUUGGUUAGACAUGGUUUGAUAAAAAUAUUAAGGUUAGGUACUCGAUUCUCAGGAUUAGUUCUUACUCCGAUUGGUCAAAAGUGUGUGAGCCCCGCAGAUCGUGAUAUCAUACAAGAUCAUGGUUGCGCAGUUGUUGAUUGCAGCUGGGCACGUUUGGAUGAUACUCCAUUUAAUAGAAUGAGAACUCCCAAUCCUCGUCUUUUACCAUUUCUAGUUGCUGCAAAUCCAAUAAAUUAUGGCAAAUCGUGUCAAUUAAGUUGUGUAGAAGCUAUAGCUGCUGCAUUAAUUAUAACAGGUUUUGUUGAAAAAGCAAAAUUUUAUCUCGGAAAGUUUUCCUGGGGUCACUCAUUCUUAGAAUUGAAUGGCGAGCUAUUAAAACAAUAUUCACUUUGUACAAAUGCAGAAGAAAUUAUAUCUACUCAAGAAAAAUUUCUCGUAGACGCGAGAAGAGAAAAAUUAAAUAGAUCUGUUGUUGCGGAUUUUCCACCAACCGAUUCGGAAACAGAAGAAGAAGAAGAAGAAAAAGAAGAAGAAAAAGAAUCAGUAUCCAUAAAUAUUAUUUCCAAAAUAGAUGAGCAAGUAAAGGAUUUAAACAUAAUAUAA